GUCUGUGAUCAUGUGAUCAGAUAUUAGCGCCAAUGCGACUAUAGCGGCAAAAAACACAAUCUGUCUUUCUCGCUCUCUUAGAGGUGUGCUGGUGUGAAUACAGCUUUCCAGGUUUCUUCCAGAGCUGUUAGCUAUGUCAGAUUUAGAAAAUACAUCAUCUUUUACUGACACGAUGCAACAUGAUACUUUAAUAGAUAAUAAAGAACAACUGCUGAAUUCAGAUUUAAAUAUUGCAGAUUGUAAUGAAACCACUGAUUUUACUAAGACACAAUUAAUAGAAGACAUAGCUGCACAAAAAUUAGCUACUGAGACUAUGGAGAGUAAUGAUGUUGAAAUAGAAGAAUUAGAUGGUGGUGAAGGUGAUGUUAAAAAAAGUCAGCUUACAGCUGAAAUGAUGAAAAAUCCUGAAGUUCUUGCUGCAUUACAAUCAAAGUUUGGAAGCAUUUCUGGGACUCCUUCUGGAUAUAUAGAGAACUUACCAAAAGCAGUUAAACGUAGAAUAAAAGCUUUAAAGAAGUUACAGUUGGAGUAUACAAAACAUGAAGCAAAAUUUUAUGAAGAAGUACAUUCACUUGAAUGUAAAUAUGCAAAGAUCUAUGCACCUUUAUUUGAAAAGAGGAGUCAGAUUACAUCAGCAGCUGUUGAACCCACAGAUGAUGAGUGUGAUUUUCCUUCUGAUACAGAAAAAGAUGAAGAUGAUCUUUGUGAUGACAUGAAAAAGAAGACUGCUUUGGAAGAUAAAGCUGAUGAAAUUAAUGAAGGAAAAGAUGAAAAUGAAAAUAUCAACGGGAUCCCAGAAUUUUGGUUAACAAUUUUUAAAAAUGUAGAAAUGUUAGCUGAAAUGAUUCAAGUGAGUCAAUAAAUUGUUUUACUGUUGAAUUUUU
Molecule: messenger RNA, 884 nt
Organism: Centruroides sculpturatus (bark scorpion)
Lineage: Eukaryota; Metazoa; Arthropoda; Arachnida; Scorpiones; Buthidae
Product: nucleosome assembly protein 1-like 1-B
Exons: 9
Coding region: 134-862 (242 amino acids)
Biological process (GO): nucleosome assembly
Cellular component (GO): nucleus; chromatin
Molecular function (GO): chromatin binding; histone binding
Source: RefSeq, a predicted model, not a curated record